CAUCAAGAACUUUAUUGCAGAAGCCGAGAAGGAGGGCGGGGUAGCGCAUCAUUGAUUCGGGUUCUCGUCUUAAUAUACAGUGCGGAUCGGCCAGGAUGUAGUUACCUUGAUGCAUGUCAGAGACAUACCAGUGCAAUAACCUCUGGAAAUAGAUCUUUGUCUCGCUCUCAUCGUUGCUUUCGUCGACGUCCAAGCCUAUGUCGGAGCUGCUUCCUUUUCGGUUCAUAAUUACUCCAAAGUGAUUGUGUUACAGUUGAAAAUAUUCACCGUCGUUGCAUCGCAACUGCCAGAUCAUCACUAGUUUUAACUGUGUGAUUUUACACCAACAACGUUCUCUUACUCAUUCCCUCACCAACGUCCAUGUCUUCUGCCAUAUAACGACACCCGCACGACAAAGUCAACUAUAUAUUAUACCACGACCAUGAACAUGGACUAUAAUGGCACCACACGAAAACACCUGACCCUCUUGAACACCUCCAGCUCGCCAACAGCAGCGAGUUCUCUCCCUUCCCCGCCCUACUCACCCCCUCCAAACCGCAGCACACCACCCACCAGCGCCCACGCACAAGGCGCGUCUCCCAACGACGCGACCAAAGCCCCCAAAGCCACCCGCCGGCAAUCUUCCAUCUCCUACGUAUCCUCCCGCGUCGACGUGUUCUCGCGACACGGGACAACCGUGGCUGAUGCCUCGAUAGCAACGGAUACGGUACAUGGAACGGGAGGUCUAUUCGAAGGACACAAAAGGACUUCACGCUCGAUGAAGAGGCGCACCAUAGUAGGGCUCGAAGAAUUGCGCGGAAUAAACGCACUUGGGGAAGCCCGCACACGUGUGAGCGUUGGAAGUGCCAGUGCCAGUGCCAAUGGGGGCAUAGAGAGAGCUGCACUGACAUUGGCUGAGAAGCACGCCGACCUCCUACACGCAAUUGCAGCCGCUGAGAGUAGACGCCUCGAGCUAACUGGUCAACUGGCAGCUGUUGAAGGGGAUCUGGCAGAACUAAAGCGCAAAUGGGAACGUAUCGUCAACCGCGAACCAUACCACCCCACUCUUCCCUCAUCAACACCCACUGCUUCUGUCGUAGAUGGCCUCAAAGAAGGUGUAAGAUUACUCGCAGCAGGUCUGAGCGACCUAAGUGACCUCUCUUCUCCGAUCCCCUCGCCGGCUCCUCCAAUCAACACAGAAGAAACUGUGGAUGUUCCGAGGCGUCACGCACAGCGUGUGAGUGACUCGUCCACAUCAACGUCAACACAACUCUCGAAGAGUUCCGCGUCAUCUGUCUGGGACGAAGACAUGUCCCUUUCUUCUGGUAUCGGCGCGGACAACAGCGAACGACAUGUCACGAAUCAAGCACGAGACAAGGAAAUGUCAAGAGCAAGACAGGAAAAAGUCUUUCGUCGACGAUCGCGCGAUCUUUCGCAUCCUCCGACUGCAUUUACGAGGCAUGCCACUUCCUAUAAUAGCACGAGCACUAGUGUGGACCUCGGGCGAGGGAGCGUGGAACUGGACUCGACUACAGAGGUCGUUCGUGGUACAUUCAAUCCGGGAAUAGACGCGUCCGUUGUAGCGGUAGCUUCAGAAUUCGAUGCAGACGGUGCAGGGUCCUCGGAGAUACCAAGCAAAAACACGCUCGGUAGCAAACGCUCCUCCCUAGCGCCGCCUUCAUCGAUGCCUGGCGCGGGAUCGCCCGCCGUAGCUGGUAGUGGAUGGGGGAACGUUGGUCGCAAACUUGGAGGUGAUGUAUUCUCCAAAAGUCAAAAACGAGCCUCCAGUCUCCUCUCGGACGUCUCCCAAUCCAUUGUAUCAGCAUUAACCCCAGGGCCAGUAGCAACCUCCCCCGCACCAGUUCCAACAUCAAUACAAACAUCAACACCUUCCCUUUUCCCAUUCCCCUCAUCCCUCCGCACACCUUCAAGCAGCACCAUCUCCUUAAGCACACCAAGUGCGAGCUCUCCACUGACGCGCCCCACGUACCCGCACACUCGCACCCAUACUCAUGCCCCGGCCCCGCGUACAAACAGUUGGCUGGAAGAUGAGGAAGAUGAGGAUACGGUGAAUGCUGGGGGGGUCAUGAUGCCGUCUGUGCUUACGCCCGAUUCACUUGCACCCACCAAAAAAGAAACAGCGACAACGACGAGUUUCGAUGACGAUGACGACUGGAAUUGGUAGCAGUUACCGUUGUCCGCUUUUGACGCUCUCUGGCUGUUUUUGGAAGACGAAAAUUAGGCUCUGCGUCUGAGUGUG
Suillus subaureus is the source of this 2239-nucleotide messenger RNA. RefSeq lists its product as uncharacterized. NCBI's taxonomy places the organism in Eukaryota, Fungi, Basidiomycota, Agaricomycetes, Boletales, Suillaceae. The record is from RefSeq and is a predicted model, not a curated record. Bases 422 to 2164 code for a protein of 580 amino acids. The transcript is spliced from 4 exons.